ACAGUGUCCCAUAAAUUCAAUAUCAUAAAAUAUUAUUAAGGCAUAUAAUUGUUCGUGACAUUAUUAUCUUUGAACUUUUGACUGAAUCACUUGUCUAACUUUAUAUUAAGAAUAAUAGUGGAUGUUUAUCAGGUUACAUAAAUAAAAGUCUUUGUCUCCAAUAUUAUUUUACAAUGCUGAAUUUAUGACACUCCCUACACGAGCAUAUGGUGGGCAUGAGUUUGCUGAUUGGUUGUGAGACAAUCUUCAAGACUUUGGACGCCGGCAACAUUAUAAACCAAUAAAAUCCGGCUACGCAUCAUAAUAAUCGUGAUAUUGCGUCGAACUAUUCGUUUUUGUGAAACACAUUACUUUUCAUGUAUAAAAAUUACGUUAGCGAAUAAUAAAGUAAAUAAUUUUUCAGUCAACAAAUUCCGAGGGUUACUGUUUUACUGUUUUUGGUCACAAUGUUGCGAAUUACGUCAGUCUUCUUGCUUUUUGUCUUGGCAGUUAUUGCGCAAGAAUGUAAAGAUGAAGAUGCACAAUGUUCCAUAGCAAUGAAGUUUAAUCAAGAUACCGAUUGGCAAUCAGCUACUUCAGUUUAUGCUUUUCAUGCAAAUGAUAUUUUUGGCAAGAAUGUCCAAUUGGAGAAAUAUCGUGGUCAUGUUCUCAUUAUUGUCAACGUUGCCAGCAAUUGUGGCUUAACAGAUACCAAUUAUAAGCAGCUUCAGCAACUGUAUAAUAAGUUUAGUGAGGAUAAAGGUUUACGAAUUCUUGCGUUUCCUUCUAAUCAAUUUGCUGGUCAAGAGCCUGGCACUUCUGAAGAAAUCAUGAACUUUGUGAAGCAAUACAAUGUUACUUUUGAUAUGUUCGAGAAAAUUGAUGUAAAUGGAGAAAAUGCCCAUCCAUUAUGGAAGUGGUUACAGACACAAAAAGCUGGACUUAUUACUAACGCUAUUAAAUGGAAUUUUACUAAAUUUAUUGUAGAUAAGGAAGGUAAAGUAGUAGAAAGAUUUGCUCCAUCUACAGAACCGAUAAAUAUGGAAGAAACUUUGAAAAAAUACUUUUAAAUAUAAUAAC
Pogonomyrmex barbatus (red harvester ant) is the source of this 1059-nucleotide messenger RNA. RefSeq lists its product as uncharacterized. Gene Ontology annotation, biological process: response to oxidative stress. Gene Ontology annotation, molecular function: peroxidase activity. The record is from RefSeq and is a predicted model, not a curated record. NCBI's taxonomy places the organism in Eukaryota, Metazoa, Arthropoda, Insecta, Hymenoptera, Formicidae.